This is a messenger RNA of Cyprinus carpio (common carp), 2965 nucleotides long. RefSeq names its product calpain-1 catalytic subunit. The coding region runs from base 306 to 2084 and encodes 592 amino acids. The transcript has 17 exons. Gene Ontology annotation, cellular component: cytoplasm. Gene Ontology annotation, biological process: proteolysis. The record is from RefSeq and is a predicted model, not a curated record. Gene Ontology annotation, molecular function: calcium-dependent cysteine-type endopeptidase activity. Lineage: Eukaryota; Metazoa; Chordata; Actinopteri; Cypriniformes; Cyprinidae.
GACUAACAUAUAAUGUAAAAAUAUUAAUGUACAAAUGUAUCCAGUAUGGCAAAAUAUCAAUACAUCUCAAUGCAGGAUUCUGCUUUUUGGGCCUCCUUGCGCCCUCUAGAGGAACAUAACUCCUUGUCUGCUAUUAAAUAGUAACAUUUGGGAGCAUUACACACCCGUGCGCACUGCAGUCCAUUACAACAGCCUCUACAUGCUGGGACGAAGCCUAACAUGAUAUGUUAGUUAAUUGAACAGGACCUCAUUGCAAGGAUACUCAUAUCUGGAUUUGGAGAGUGCCAUUUUAAGUUCUGUACUGGAUGGAGCCGAUUUGCGCCAUGGGAGUUGCUGCUCGUUUGAGGAGCGAAUGGGAUCGAAAUGAUGGACUGGGUCAAAACAAUAUGGCCCUAAAGUUCUUGGGCCAAGAUUUUGAAACCUUGCGUGCCCGUUGCCUUCAGAGUGGAUGUCUUUUUGAGGAUGAAACAUUCCCAGCCCAGCAGUCUUCUUUAGGAUUCAAGGAGUUGGGGCCUGGCUCUGCAAAAACCAAAGGUGUUCGCUGGAUGAGGCCCACGGAGUUCUGCACUGACCCACACUUUAUUGUAGAUGGGGCCACACGCACAGACAUCUGCCAAGGAGCUCUAGGUGAUUGUUGGCUGCUGGCAGCCAUCGCGUGCCUUACCCUCAAUGAACCCUUGCUGCAUCGGGUAGUGCCUCAUGGCCAAAGCUUCCAUCAGCAAUAUGCAGGAAUCUUUCACUUCCAGUUUUGGCAGUUCGGGGACUGGGUGGAUGUGGUGAUUGAUGACCGGCUGCCUGUCAGAGACGGGAAGCUACUUUUCGUCCACUCAGCUGAGGGAGCAGAGUUCUGGAGCGCCCUGGUGGAGAAGGCAUAUGCAAAGUUGAACGGCUGCUACGAGGCUCUGUCAGGAGGCUGUACGUCUGAGGGGUUUGAGGACUUCACUGGUGGAGUGACAGAGAUGUAUGAGCUGAAAAAAGCUCCACCCAACCUCUACAGCAUCAUCAGAAGAGCUGUGGAGAGAGGCUCCCUGAUGGGCUGCUCUAUAGAUAUUACGAGUUUCUUUGACAUGGAGGCGAUCACCUUUAAAAAACUAGUGAAAGGCCACGCAUACUCCAUUACUGGAGUGGAGGAGGUGGAGUAUAGAGGGAAGCUCACAAAGCUGUUGCGCAUCAGAAACCCUUGGGGAGAGGUGGAGUGGAUGGGACCCUGGAGUGAUGAGUCAAGGGAAUGGUGUGAAAUUGACCCAUCUGUAAAGUCUCUUAUGAUGUCAUUCAGUGACUUCAUGCGAGAGUUCAGCAGACUAGAGAUCUGUAACCUGACGCCGGAUGCGCUACAGAGCAGCAAGGUGAAGAAGUGGAACACAUCCCUGUAUCCUGGUGAAUGGAGAAGAGGAAGCACUGCUGGCGGCUGCAGGAAUUAUCCAGCAACAUUUUGGAUCAAUCCCCAGUUUAAAGUAGUCUUGAAGGAACCAGAUACUGAGAGUCAAGAAGACUGCACUUUUCUAGUGGCCCUGAUGCAGAAGAAUCGCAGGAAGUUACGUCGGGAGGGCAAAGACAUGGAAACGAUUGGAUUUGCCGUUUAUGAGGUAGAAAAACAGUAUCUGGGCCGGGUGGGUGUGCAUCUGAAGCGUGAUUUCUUCCUCACCCACACGUCCAGCGCUCGCUCUGAGCUCUUCAUCAACCUUCGAGAGGUGAGCUCGCGUUUCUGCCUGCCAGCGGGGGAGUAUAUCAUCGUCCCUUCCACCUUUGAGCCCCAGAAAGAAGGAGACUUUGUGCUGAGGGUCUUCUCAGAAAAGGCUGCUGACUCUCAGAGGAGGUUUUUUUUGUUGGAGUAUUGUGGAAUGAUGUCUUAUGAAAUGCGUCUGGCGCUAGAAUCAGCAGGCUUCAAGUUGACCAACAACUUGUUCCAGCUGAUAAUCCUGCGCUAUGCAAAGCCAGACAUGAAUGUGGACUUUGACAGCUUUGUGUCCUGUCUGAUCCGCCUGGAGACUAUGUUCAAAACUUUUAAAGCAAUGGACGCUGAUGAAGAUGGAUUGGUAUCCUUCAGCUUCACCCAGUGGAUCACCCUCACUAUGUUUACUUAGAUGGAUGUUCCUCUUCCUCUGUCCUUCCUUCCUCUGCCUCCUGUAUCCUCAUUAGUAUUUACAAAGUGGGUACCUGACUGGCAAUAAGGAACUCAUACUAUCAGCUAUAUGACACGAUUUAGUUUUCAUACAGCAUAAAAGGAAAGGAAAGCAAACACUGAGAUGCAACAUUCAACUGGAUAUACUCAGAAAAAGCAGUGCUUAUGCUAUAUUUCAAAAGUUUGGGAUCAGAAAGAUUUUUUUUAAAAUAUGAUAAUACUUCUAUUCAGUAAGGAUGCCUUAAACCGAUCAAAAGUGAUAGUGAUAAUUUCAAAUAAAUGCCGUUCUUUUAAACUUUACAUUAAUCAAAGAAUCCUGCAAACACUGAGAAUAAUACAAGCACCAAAUUCCUUGAUCACCAAAUCAGCAUAAUAUGACUGAUUUCUAACAGCUGCUGAUAAUUCUGCUUUGAUAUCACAUGAAAACAUUACAUUUUUAACAAAUUUUUAAAAAGAAAACUUCUUUCGCAUUUUAAUAUUAUUUCACUAUAACAGUUUUUACUGUAUUUUUUAUCAAGUAAAUGCAGCCUUGAUAAGCAUGAGACUUUUUUCAAAAACACUUAAAAAAUCCUUCUGCCCCAAAACUUUUGAAUUGUAGUGUAUAUAAAGUUUACAUGCAUGCAAACAGUAUUUUGACAAAAAAAUAUAUAUAUAUUUGAGCGCAAGAACAGUUGAACGUAUGUCACUGUAGUGUAGAAAAAUACUGUGAAUCUGUGAAAGAGAGAGAACUGAACUUUCUCUAAGCUCUGCCCCUUCUGGAUACUAAUGCUCGCUCAGAUGAGCUUUUUUCUUGUAAAAAUACGGUGCGCACCCUCUUUGGGUCAACAUGUCACUUAUAUUACC